This is a messenger RNA of Scomber japonicus (chub mackerel), 1892 nucleotides long. It is a transcript of the gene xylb, whose product is annotated as xylulokinase homolog (H. influenzae). Lineage: Eukaryota; Metazoa; Chordata; Actinopteri; Scombriformes; Scombridae. Gene Ontology annotation, cellular component: cytosol. Bases 1 to 1812 code for a protein of 603 amino acids. The record is from RefSeq and is a predicted model, not a curated record. The transcript has 21 exons. Gene Ontology annotation, molecular function: D-xylulokinase activity. Gene Ontology annotation, biological process: xylulose metabolic process; D-xylose metabolic process.
AUGUCUGGGCACAUUUCCUCCAUCUGCUCUCACUCCCCUCACCUGUGCUUCCCCGCCCAUCUCCACACCUGGUUGCAAUCAUCAUCAGUUCCCCUUCAAAUACAGGUCCAGACGGCUUUGGACUCCAUUGGUGACAAGGAUUUGGAGGGUCCAGAAUCUCCCAAAGUAUUUACUGGUGUUACUGGUACUGGUACUGGUGGUGUUACUGGUGUUACUGGUACUGGUACUGGUUCUGUGUACCUGGGCUUUGACUUCAGCACUCAGCAGUUGAAGGUUUUGGCCAUCGAUGGAAACCUGAACGUGCUUCAUCAGAAUAAUGUCCAGUUUGACUCGGAGCUGCCUGAGUUCAGGACUCAGGGAGGAGUUCAUAUCCAACCUGAUGGACUGACUGUUACCUCACCUGUACUGAUGUGGGUCAAGGCUCUGGACCUGCUAUUGGACAAGAUGAAGAGGGCGGGGUUUGACUUCUCGCGGGUCAGAGCGCUUUCAGGCAGCGGCCAGCAACAUGGCAGCGUGUUCUGGAAGAGAGGAGCGUCGGAAACACUCAGAGACCUCGACCCAGAGCAGAGCCUGAAUCAGCUGCUGCAGCACAGCUUCUCGGUGUCAGACUCCCCGGUGUGGAUGGACUCCAGCAGCAGUCGGCAGUGUGCUGACCUGCAGUCGGCAGCAGGAGGAGCUCAGAGUCUGGCAGAGAUCACCGGAUCCAGAGCUUACGAGCGCUUCACAGGAAACCAGAUCGCUAAGCUGCUGCAGAGCCGACCGGACCAGUACCAGGACUCUGAGAGGAUCUCUUUGGUCAGCAGCUUUGCAGCGUCGCUCUUCCUCGGUGGUUACGCCUCCAUCGACUACAGCGAUGGCUCUGGGAUGAAUCUUCUGGACAUCAGGAGCAGAACCUGGUCUAAGAUUUGUCUGGAAGCCACCGCUCCUCAUCUGGACCAACUGCUGGGAGAGCCACAACCCUCCACAGCUGUACUGGGUCGCAUCUCGCCUUAUUUCGUACGUCGGUUCGGUUUCUCUGAGAGCUGCAGUGUGGUCGCUUUCACCGGAGAUAACCCAGCGUCUCUGGCAGGAAUGAGACUCCAGCAGGGAGACAUCGCUGUGAGUUUAGGAACCAGUGACACGGUGUUUCUGUGGAUCGAGGAGCCUCGGCCAGCGUUGGAGGGUCAUAUCUUCUGUAACCCAGUGGACUGGCAGCAGUACAUGGCUCUGCUGUGCUUUAAGAACGGCUCGCUAACAAGGGAGCGAAUCAGGAACGAGUGUGCUGGAGCAUCAUGGGAAGUUUUCUCUGCCGCCUUGAAAGAAACGCCGCUCGGAAACCAUGGCAACAUCGGUUUGUAUUUUGACACCAUGGAGAUUACUCCUCCUGCUGUUGGACUCCAUCGCUUCAACCACCUCGACACAAAGGUGUCCUCUCUGAGUCCUCAGGUGGAGGUGCGUGCUCUGGUGGAGGGUCAGUUUCUGUCUCGGAGGCUCCACGCUGAGCGUCUGGGAUACUCCAUCAUUCCAGGAACCAGAGUUUUGGCAACAGGAGGAGCUUCGUCUAAUAAAGAGAUCCUGCAGGUCUUGUCUGAUGUGUUCAACGCUCCGGUUUACACCAUCGAUCUGUCGAACUCUGCCUGUCUGGGAUCAGCAUACCGAGCUCUGCAUGGCCUGAGAGCAGAAUCUGGAGUUUCGUUCUCCGACGUCGUUAAAAACGCGACGAAGCCGAAGCUAGCGGCUAACCCUCACGCUACUGCUCAGGAGGUUUACGACCCGAUGCUGAAACGCUUUGCUCGAUUGGAGGAGAGAGUCCUGCAGGAGUCCCGCCCCUGAGCCGCCGCCAGCCAAUCAGCUCUGUCGGCCCGGCGUGCCCUCUCCUCUGAUUGGACGGCUUAAUUAAUUAUUAUUAUUAU